Molecule: messenger RNA, 2783 nt
Organism: Coregonus sp. 'balchen'
Lineage: Eukaryota; Metazoa; Chordata; Actinopteri; Salmoniformes; Salmonidae
Source: the annotation of a GenBank genome assembly
UACUCAGCCUUCCAAAAGACAACAUACUCAAAGGGUCGAGAGCAAGGCUGCUCGUUGAAAGUGUACACAUUUGGUUAUGUAUUCGUUCAUCGUCUUUGUGUGCACGUUUGGAUGUACAUAUUCUGGAAUUCCGUGGCUGGUGCCUGUAGGUAGUAUUCAAGGUGGGGUUUCUGUCUCUGUGUUUCCUGCUAGUGGCACCGCACUCCCACCACCCAGGAGACCGACGGCUUCCAGGUGAAGCGGCCAGGGGACGUGAGCGUGCGCUGCACACUGCUGCUAAUGCUGGACUACCAGGUGAUGGCGCCAUAGACACUAUUCACAUUACUGUCCGCUGAUGUGCUUUCCUAGAUAAAGUUUUCAGUCCUUUUAAUUAUCAGUAGUGCAUGAGGCUAAAAUCUAUUUAGAGGACUUACAAAACUCGAACAAAAGUGUCCCCAAAGCAGCUGUCAUCUGGCAGUUGUAAUAGUUCCUGAGGUCAGUCGGCUAGUAUUGACUUUGACCUCUCCCCAGCCCCCCCAGUUUAAGCUGGACCCUCGUCUGGCUCGGUUGCUGGGUAUCCACACCCAGACCCGCUCCUGUAUCAUCCAGGCCCUGUGGCAGUAUGUCAAGACCAACAAGCUGCAGGACUCCCAUGACAAGGAGUACAUCAACUGUGACAAGUACUUUCAGCAGGUAGACUACACUCUUCUAGUUCUCCUCUGGUACUGUAUUACCUGUUAGCUGUUGCCAUAGUACCUUCAGCAGGUAGACUACACUCUUCUAGUUCUCCUCUGGUACUGUAUUACCUGUUAGCUGUUGCCAUAGUACCUUCAGCAGGUAGACUACACUCUUCUAGUUCUCCUCUGGUACUGUAUUACCUGUUAGCUGUUGCCAUAGUACCUUCAGUGGGGAGAUUAUCCCUUUGUUAUUGGCUGCGUCCUAAAUUGCACUCUAUUCCCUAUAUAAUUCACUCAUUUUGACAAGAGCCCUAUGGGCCCUGGUCUAAAGUAUAGCUAUAUAGGGAAUAUGGUGCCAUUUGGGACACAUUUGCGCUUCCCUGCUGCUAGGUCUGUAUUCUGAGAUGUUACUGUCGUCCUCUCAGAUCUUUGACUGCCCGCGGCUCAAGUUCUCUGAGAUCCCCCAGCGUCUCACCAACCUCCUCCUGCCCCCUGACCCCAUCGUCAUCAACCACGUCAUCAGGUGAGCAGCUCACACUUAACACCUACCUGGCAACUUCCUGGUUUGAAUUGAAGGGUGAAUGUCUGGUCAUAAAAGGCAACACGAAAACGUUUUUUUUGGUUUUGUUAUGUUAUAAAAUAUAAAAAUCUAGCAGAUGAAUACAUUAGAAAAGCUAUAAGAUAACAAUGUGGGCACAGCGCUUCACAGUUAAUACUGUCCCAAAGGGCAGAUAAUCCAAUACAAAUGUAAAGACUGGGAGGCAAGAAUGCUGGUAAGAUACAGACAGACCACCAGCAUUCUUGCCUUCCAGGCUUUUCAUUUUGAAUACAUUUGAAAUGCUGCCAACAACCUCAAAGUCUCACCAUCCUUCCCUGCCUCUCCCUGCAGUGUGGACCCUAACGACCAGAAGAAGACGGCAUGCUAUGACAUUGACGUGGAGGUGGAGGACCCCCUGAAGAGCCAGAUGAGCAGCUUCCUGCUCUCCACCGCCAACCAGCAGGAGAUCGCCUCACUGGACAACAAGGUGGGACAACCACACAGGAAGGAUAGCCAAUCACAAUUACCCAAGAUGACCUUAAAGGUAGAUUUACAUUGCAGAGAUGUGUGACGACUAAGUACCGUCAGUUAUAUGUGAAUUAGAGUUCAGAGCUGUCUGACCGUGUUCGAUAGUUUUCUAUCUGAUUCUCCCGGAGAAUCUUGUCGCCAGGGUUGGAGACAAUUCAAUUUCAAUUACAGACAAUUCUGGAAGUACAAUGAAAUGCUUUUCAAUGGGGAUAUAUACCUUUACAUAGGUGUUGUGGCUUCAUGUUCCUGUGGGAAAAACCUUGUUCUUAACGCUGUCACCACCAUUUCUUACAUAACUAUUUGAAUGCAAAUUCUGAGGAAACGCAGUGACUCAAAUCAAUUGGUGUAUUGAAAUUGGAAAGUUAUUUUCAUACGCUUAGAGUAGAUCUGUGUAAGCUGUCCUCUGACAUCAGUGAUCAUUAUGGACCCCUUUAGAUCCAUGAGACCAUUGAGUCCAUCAACCAGUUGAAGAUCCAGAGGGACUUUAUGCUCAGCUUCUCCAGGGAUCCUAAGGGCUAUAUCCAGGACUGGCUCAAGUCCCAGAGCAGAGACCUGAAGGUGAGGGACACACACACACACACACACACACACACACACACACACACACACACACACACACACACACACCUACCUGACUAACAGUUCUCUCUGAUUGGCUGCAGCUGAUGACAGACGUGGUGGGAAACCCAGAGGAGGAGAGGAGGGCAGAGUUUUACCACGAGCCCUGGUCCCAGGAGGCCGUCAGUCGCUACUUCUACUGCAAAGUGAGGAGACACGUAGCAACCAAGUAGCAACACAAACUAGGAGUUGUGAUCAGCAUGGAUUCCCGUGGAAUAGUCAUAUUCUGCUUUGAAGCUGCUCUGUUUUACAAGUCUUCAAAUCACAAGCAAUCAAAUGUUUGAUUUAUCACUUUUUACAUAUUGAUUGAUUGACACUGUGUAUCCACUAAGGUAUAUUGAGGUCAGGUUGUCUUUGUGUUGCUGAUGCCAAUUCCCCCUUCCCUCUCACAGAUCCAGCAGAGGAGACAGGAGCUGGAGCAGGCCUUGGCCGUGAGGAACACC